This is a messenger RNA of Gamsiella multidivaricata, 836 nucleotides long. Its product is annotated as tp53rk protein-like protein. The transcript is spliced from 5 exons. NCBI's taxonomy places the organism in Eukaryota, Fungi, Mortierellomycota, Mortierellomycetes, Mortierellales, Mortierellaceae. The record is from RefSeq and is a predicted model, not a curated record. Gene Ontology annotation, biological process: protein phosphorylation. The coding region runs from base 122 to 775 and encodes 217 amino acids. Gene Ontology annotation, cellular component: nucleus; cytosol; EKC/KEOPS complex. Gene Ontology annotation, molecular function: protein serine/threonine kinase activity; ATP binding.
GCCACCAAUUCUUUUUUGGCGAGGCGGACGUAUCACGUGCGUUCUAGAGCCUUUUGGGUUCAGCCUACAAACUCGCUGGUUGCUGCCCAUUCCUCCCUCCAUUCAACAGCGCCCAACUGCCAUGAUCGACAACGCCGAACUGAUCAAGCAAGGAGCUGAAGCAAAGGUCUAUUUGACUCCGUACCUCCAGCGCAAGGCUAUUAUUAAGGAGAGAUUCCCCAAAACAUACCGGCACCCAACUCUAGACAAGAAACUGACUUCUCGUAGAGUCAUCCAGGAAGCGCGAUGCCUAAACCGUUGUCAAAAGGCUCAGAUCGAUACCCCGACUGUCUACUUGGUCGACGUUGACCGCUCACUGAUCUACAUGGAACAUAUCGAAGGCUGCUCCGUCCGCGAGUUCCUCGUCACAGCCGAAGGACAGGUUCCCGAACGACAAACAGCUCUGGCAGGAGAGAUCGGUCGAGCCCUGGGGCUGAUGCACAACAUCGAUGUUGUCCACGGAGACUUGACAACCUCGAACCUCUUGAUGCGAGAGGAGUCCGGAUCCGUAGUUUUGAUCGAUUUUGGAUUGAGCUAUGUCAGUCAGUUGAUUGAGGAUAAGGCUGUAGACCUCUAUGUACUCGAGCGUGCCUUUAUAAGUACCCAUCCUAAUACAGAAGUCAUGUUCGCCCAGAUCAUCGAGGCCUACGGUAAGAGCUGUAAGGCAUCCAAGCAAAUCCUCAAGAAACUAGAAGAUGUACGUCUGAGAGGCCGCAAGCGUAGCAUGCUUGGUUAAUUCCAGAAAGCAAAGAAAAGAAAAGAAAAUAAUAAAGUGCAAUUCAGGCGAUACAUCGGCG